Molecule: messenger RNA, 2843 nt
Organism: Bactrocera oleae (olive fruit fly)
Lineage: Eukaryota; Metazoa; Arthropoda; Insecta; Diptera; Tephritidae
Gene: Pgm1
Product: phosphoglucose mutase 1
Biological process (GO): carbohydrate metabolic process
Cellular component (GO): cytosol
Molecular function (GO): magnesium ion binding; phosphoglucomutase activity
Source: RefSeq, a predicted model, not a curated record
AUCGUAAAAGACAUUUGGAGCGCCAUCUAGCACUUGCACCAAUGAUGCACUAGUUAUUGCUAAAUAAUGAGAUGUCGCUAAAAUUGGAAUGUUGAUGAUUUGACAGCGCCUUUUCUAUAUUAAAGCGGAGUCGUUACUACGAUUUAUUGGCGUUCUUACUGUUUUCCGCGAUCCCCAUAUAAGAUUUUUUAGCGUUUAAUUUGUAAAACUAACUAUACUAUAACUAUAAUCUCUAUCCGAAAUUUCAAUUUAAAAUAAUUUUUCGAUUUUGAAACCCUACAAAUUUUAAUUGUUUGUUUAUAACCCAAUUGGUUUAAUUUUAACUUUAUUGUGCGAUAUGGAUUUUAUUUUGUUAAUAUUGUAUUCUAAAUAAAAUCUUAACCAGAUGAAUGGAAAAGAAAACUCAUCCUUUGGAAUAUUUUUUUAAUUUUUAAGGGUCUUUUUAGUUUUUAUAUUAUUUUUUAUUGAAUUCUAUUUUUUACUCGUAUUGUUUUUAACAUUUUCACAACAUUUUUUAAACAUAUCGAUAAGUUCUACAAUUAUCGUAAGUUCACAAUGGUUUGUUUACAAAAAGUAAUCCCACCAAUGAUUGUUUUGUUGUGCUACUGAUAUGAAUUUGUGUAUGUAAAUUUAAAACCGGCAACUAAAUAAAAUAUUUAUGCUAAGGAAGCGAUCGAACUUAAAAUAGAUAGUCACUGAAUAUUUUAUAAAGCUGCAAUUCAUAAUAAUAAUUGGUAGAACCUUGUUGGUUUGCUCAUUAUAUUUGCGCUAGCGCAAGUUGCUUUCAGCUAGCUGCUGACAUUGAAUGACCUUGUAUGCGUGUAUUAUCAGUAAAUUGCCUAGUAUGGGGUAGUCAGUUUUCGGUAAUCGAGUGUUGCGAACGUUGCAAAAUAUACGUUGGUUCAUAGUUUGCUUAUUAUUAAUUUGAUUGCUCGUUGGAUUGUCGAUUAUUAAAAUUCAUAAAUUAAUUAUGUCGACUGUUUCUGUAGUUUCUACAAAACCAUACGAAGGCCAAAAACCAGGCACUAGCGGAUUACGCAAAAAGGUAAAAGUUUUCACACAACAAAAUUAUACCGAGAACUUCGUGCAGUGUAUUUUGGAUGCCAAUGGUGCAGCUUUAGAAGGAUCUCUGCUUGUAGUGGGUGGUGAUGGCCGCUAUUAUUGUAAGGAGGCUGCAGAACUUAUUAUUCGAAUGUGUGCUGCGAAUGGGGUUGCAAAAUUAUUGGUUGGACAAAAUGGUAUACUUUCGACUCCAGCUGUUUCAAGUUUAAUUCGUAAUCAUAAGGCUUUAGGUGGCAUCGUAUUGACAGCUUCUCACAAUCCCGGCGGUCCCGAAAACGAUUUCGGCAUUAAAUUCAAUUGUGAAAAUGGUGGACCCGCACCAGAUGCAGUCACAAAUAAUAUCUAUCAACUCUCCACUGCCAUCAAGGAGUACAAAAUAGUCAAUGGCUUGGACAUUGACAUAAGUAAAAUAGGCACUAAUAAAUAUGAAAUUAACGGUAAACCUUAUGUUGUUGAGGUCAUCGAUUCGGUGGCCAACUAUGUUGCCCAUAUGAAAGAGAUUUUCGAUUUUGAGAAAUUGCGUGACUUUGUUAGCGAAAAGACAUCGGGCAAAUCGCUUAAAAUGCGCAUAGAUUCGUUGAACGGCGUUACUGGCUCAUAUGUGCGUGAGAUCUUUCUGAACGCUUUGGGUGCAGCUGAGAAUUGUGUAGUUCACACAACACCGUUACCUGAUUUUGGCGGCUUGCAUCCCGAUCCGAAUUUAACUUACGCCAAGGACUUGGUGGAAACUGUGGCUCAAGGUGAUUACGAUAUUGGAGCUGCAUUCGAUGGAGAUGGUGAUCGUAACAUGAUCAUUGGCCAUCGCGCUUUCUUUGUAACGCCCAGCGAUUCGUUGGCAGUUAUCGCGAAUAAUUUGGAAUGUAUACCAUACUUCAAGAAAAAUGGUAUACAAGGCUUUGCAAGAAGUAUGCCAACAGCUUCGGCAGUUGAUUUGGUGGGCAAAAAGUUGGGUAAAGAGGUAUUUGAAGUACCCACUGGCUGGAAGUAUUUUGGUAAUCUUAUGGACGCCGGUCGUCUGUGUUUAUGUGGCGAAGAGAGUUUUGGCACUGGCUCCAAUCAUAUCAGAGAAAAGGAUGGCAUUUGGGCAGUUUUAGCUUGGCUCUCCGUUAUGCAGCAUACCGGCAAGGGUAUUGAAGAUAUACUCAAGGCUCACUGGGGCACGUAUGGACGUAAUUACUUUACACGUUAUGAUUAUGAGGAAUGUGAAUUGGAACCUUGUAACGAAAUGAUUGCAACUAUGGAGAAAAAUAUUACCGAUACUUCAUUUGUUGGAAAGAGUUUUUCGAGUGGUGAUAAAACAUAUAAAGUCAAGGUAGCUGAUAACUUCAGCUAUACCGAUCCUGUAGACAAGUCUCUGGCCACAAAGCAAGGUUUACGCAUUGUCUUUGAAGAUGGCAGUCGUAUUGUGUUUCGUUUAAGUGGCACAGGCAGUUCGGGCGCUACAGUGCGUUUGUAUAUUGAUUCUUACGAGAAGGAUAAUGUGCUCGGCCAAGCCAGUGUUAUGCUGAAACCAUUAAUAGAUAUCGCUUUGGAGAUUUCCCAACUGCCAAAAUUCACCGGCCGCAAUGCACCCACUGUCAUUACAUAAGAAAUUUCAGAAACGAACCAGUAAAGACUCGUUUUCAAACACCUUUGCCUAAAGCGCGUUUCUCCUGUUGAUAGUUCUUAUUUUUGUCUAAAAACCGAUUUUAAUAAGGAUAUAGUUACUAAAAUUGGCACCAUUUGUUGCGAUGAAUUAUUUUAAAUAAUAAAAUUUGUAUGUUUGUGUUUUAUAUAAGCAA